Molecule: messenger RNA, 849 nt
Organism: Mesorhabditis spiculigera
Lineage: Eukaryota; Metazoa; Nematoda; Chromadorea; Rhabditida; Rhabditidae
Source: the annotation of a GenBank genome assembly
AUGAUCGGAGCCGUCAUUUUCUCCUCGUGUUUCGCAGUCACAUUCGCACAGUUUGCGCCAGCACCCCUGUAUAGCGCGUGCAGCCCAGCUGUACCCUGUGCCGGAGGUCUGGCCUGCCAGGCAUCCGUGUGCAUCCCAGUGGCUGCUGCCCCAGUCCCACCACCACCAAAUCGCUUUUUGCAGGCCCCGGUCUAUGCCCCAGCUUAUCCGGCCCCAGCCCCGGUCUACGCUGCCCCGGCCCCAGUCGCGUACGCACCAGUUCCCGCGCCGCCACCGGUCCCGGUUGUUGCUGCUCAGCCCCCGAUGCCAGUCCCGCCCCCAGCUUGCGCCCCUGGAUGCAUUGGAGGAGGAGCUUGCGUCUCUGGCGCUUGCCAGUGCGCGGCCCCGGUCGUCUACUCGCCGGUUGUUGGAUGCGCCCCAGCCCCAGUCCCGAUCGCCCCAGUCCCAGUUGUUGCUGGCCGUCUCAUCCCUCAGGCCCUUCCUGGUGCCCCAUGCGAGCCGGGCGUCGAGUGCACCGGAGGAUCGGUGUGCUCACUUGGAGUGUGCGUGUGCCCCCCAGAGCUUGUCCAGGAAGGAACCGUGUGCGUCGCCCGCACCGUCUACGGCGUUGUCCCACCCCCGGUCGUCCCGGUCCCAAUGCCAGCCCCAGUUGCCAUGAUCCCCGUGGGUGCGGCCUGUGCCCCGCCAGCUCCGGUUCUUGCUGCCGCUCCCCCACCACCGGCCUGCGUCCCGGGCGCCAUGUGCUCCCCGGCUGGCGUCUGCGCUUGCGCGCCCGCCUAUGCCCCGGUUCAGGGUGCCUGUGUCCGCAGGAAGCACGCCAAGCAGGCCGAGAAGGAGGAGAAGGACGAG